AUGUCAUGGAUGAGUGCUAUUGUCAUGGAAAAUUUUUUGCACAAUUUACGCACAGUACGCGGAUGUGAGGCUCCGGAAUGGGACGACUGCACUCGUGGAAUUCUUGUGGCUUUAAUCGAAGAGCGACCGACAAUUUGGAAUGAUCGAGCAAAACUACUAAAGGAUGACGUUCUCUCGAGCUUUCAGCAAAUUUCCAAUAUUCUAUCGAACAAGGAUAACCGAUUCAAUGUCUGGGCGCUAAUUGAAAAAUGGUGCUGGAUGGUCGAGUUGUAUACGCGUUCGACAACAUUCGACAUCGAAUGGAGAUAUCGCAACAGUUUGCAUUUUUUGAGUGAAUUCUUGAAAAUCGCUGCCAAGAAGGAAGGAAAACAGUCGGAUGUGGGAUUGUUCCGUGCUGAAAUGGCAUUUUUCGCUAGCGAAACUGAUACGCUCGCAAUUCCUGAUGUAAUUAGUAAAGCCAGAGAAAAUGGACACAGAAGACGCGGAAGACCACCAAAGUAUUUGGAAGAAAAUCAAAAUCACCAUGACGUAACAUACGAAUCACAUGAGGAUAAAGAUUUGGACGAUAACGCAUUUGACAAAUUUGGCUUCAACAAUGCAAUGUACACAUUCCUUAUCGAUUCGGUUCGAGAGAAAUGCGAACUUUGGCAUUAUCGACAUCCGCAGCGAAAUAACACCGAAUUACACGAUCAGAUUUUCGAUAAUAUCGCUUCUGAAAUUCAGCAGAAAUUUAGUGAAAAUAUGAAAAAUUCGAAUCUUUGUGCAAUCGAUGGAAAAACUGUAAAACUGGCUUGGGCUGCGUUGAAAGAUCGAUUUCAUUCGGAAGAAGGUAAACCGAAUUCGUCGUGGAAAUUUGUAACGAAUCUACAAUUCUUGUCUAUGCGAGUAAUGCCAGCAUUGCUUUUCGAUCAAGUCUUUCUCAAAGACAAACAAUCAGCGCAUAACUCAUCGCCAUCGCCGUCUGGAUCUGUGAACAGCGACAGCGCGGCAUCUACACGAAUCGCCUCCUCAUCGCCGGCAAUGUUCACAACAGCAAAUUCGAAGACGAUACAAUCGGUGCUCGAUCAUCUUGUGGCUGCACAGAACAAGCAAAUGAUGGCGACGUCACAGCCUUCUACUUCUCGUGAUGAUAACACAGCAGUUGAAGGCGUUCAAAUGUCACAGGCGACGCUAACCGAAUUGCAAAAAAUUCUCACGGCGAAUGCGACGCAGCUAGUGAAUGGAAAUGUUGGGCCACCUGCGAAAAAAUCACGAACGGAAAGCCCGCUAUCGAAUGGAACAGCGACAAUGGUUGUGGUGAAUGACGCACGCAAAAACACGCCAGCUACGAUAUCAACAUGGGUUCCGCCAAAGGAGGAUUCCGUCACCACGAUGGCAAACAACACAGUGUCGAAGUCAAAGGAUGAGCCGACACCCAAACGCUCGCAAUCCGGAGUUAUUCCCGGUGCAACUGCUGUGAUACGCACGAAUGCUUCUGUUGACAAACAGCUGAGAAAGAACAACUUGCAACUGCAGCAAACUCUUGCUGCUGGCUUAAAUAAUGGACGGAGUACAAUCCUCAACUCGGUGGCGCGUCAGAAUCCGGCUAUAUCGCAGGCUCUUUUCAAGAAUAAAUCUCCGCCGCCGUCGUCACAAUCGACAAAUCAUAUUGGAAUGAAUGGAGACCACAUGUUGAUGACGAAAGAUAAUGAAAAUGAUAAAUGGGGAUAUCUUGGAAAAUUCGUGACAGCAACAGCUCGCGAAAUCGAACAGCAUGAUCCAAUACUUGCAUGCCACUUUUUGAAGGAUCUUCAGGAGACUGUCAUAAAGUACCAAUUUCAAUCUCUGGCUGCCUCAUCCCUCAAUACCACCUCUUCCACCUGA
Molecule: messenger RNA, 1863 nt
Organism: Caenorhabditis bovis
Lineage: Eukaryota; Metazoa; Nematoda; Chromadorea; Rhabditida; Rhabditidae
Source: the annotation of a GenBank genome assembly